Messenger RNA from Mesorhabditis spiculigera, 495 nucleotides. The record is from the annotation of a GenBank genome assembly. Lineage: Eukaryota; Metazoa; Nematoda; Chromadorea; Rhabditida; Rhabditidae.
AUGGACAUGGAGACGGUGCUGUCGCAGAUCCGCGAGAAGUUGGCCGCUACCCGGCACCACGGCGGUGAGAUCGAGAUCAAGAGCAAGAGGUCGAAGCGCGACAAGUCGGGCAAGAAGCGCAGCCGCAGUCAGUUGAACAAGAAGAAGGAGCGCGAGCGCGAGUCGCUGAAGCAGCUGGCGAAGGAGACCGGCGACGACGACGUGGAGUGGGGCAAGGCCGCCAAUAGCGACUCCCAGGUGACGAUCUACGAGAACGCCGUCAUCCUCAACACGGACCCGCUGCCGCCACCGCCCCCCGACGCGUCCACCAUCGCCCCGCAUCUGCUGGCCCGUUCGGAGGAUGAGACGAGCUCGCACGGGACGAGCAGCCGGAACAGCCGCGCGGCCAGCAACCGCAACAGCCGCCGCGACGCCACCGCCUCGCCCGACAAGCACCCGUGCACCAAGCGCAACUGCCACUGCAAGAGCUCCAACCGCCGCUGCAUGAAGCGCAAG